AUGGACCCAGAUGACAUGGAAAAAACAGCCUUUAUUACCCCUUACGGCAUUUUUUUUUGUUACCGCGUCAUGCCAUUCGGCCUUAAAAACUCAUGCGCCACAUUCAACCGUGCCAUAUUCAAGAUGAUGCAUGCCCAAAUUGGCCACACUUUGGAAGCCUAUGUCGACGACCUUGUCGUCAAAAGCCAGAAGGAGAGCAACCAUCUCCAGGAGCUGAAGGAAAUAUUCGACAUACUCAAAUUCUACAAGCUCCGCCUAAACCCCGAGAAGUGUGUGAUCGACGUAAGUGCUGGGAAAUUUCUCAAACAUUUGGUCACCAGGCACGGUAUUGAGGCCGACCCCAACCAGAUUAAAGCCAUUGCAGAUUUGCGGCCACCAAGAACAAUCAAGGAAGUACAACGGCUGACUGGAAUGUCAGCCGCUUUGAACCGGUUCAUUAGCAAGUCCUCCGACAAGUGCCAUGCCUUCUUCAAUGCGUUGAAAGGCAAGAGCCGACGCAACUUCGAAUGGACACCAGAGUGUGACUCCUCUUUGGCUAAACUCAAAGAGUACCUCAGCUCGGCCUCACUAUUGGUAAAGCCAAAAGAAUUCAAGACCCUAUAUUUGUAUCUUGCUGUCUCCGCCCAUGCGGUCAGUUCUGCACUCGUUCGCCAGGAAGGGGCUGAUGAGAAGCCGAUAUACUUCACAAGCAAAACACUUUUUUCGGCACAAACACGGAAUCUUCCGCUGGAGAAACUAGCCCUUGCUCUCGUCUCGGCGGUGAGGAAACUAUUGCACUACUUCCAGUCCCACCCAAUCACCGUCUUAACAGAACACCCCUUCAAAGCUUUCUUUCGGAAGGCAGAUCUCUCCAACCGGGUUUCAAAAUGGGCUGUCAAACUUGCGAACUUCGACAUCAGCUUUGAGCCACGAACGGCAAUUAAGGGCCAGGUGUUGGCCGACUUCAUAGCAGAACUCACUCCAGCAGACACAGUGGCACUCAAUGCUCCAACCCCACCAGACGUAGCCGAACGUAGCUCCGUGACCAUGCCAUGGCACCUUUUUCAAGGCGAGACUUGGAGACUUAACGUCAACGGGGCUUCCAACAGCAACGGAGCCGGAGUGGAGGUAGUCUUGGUCUCACCUUCCAUCGCGAUGAAAGUCACCAACCUCGUUGUCUACUGCGACUCCCAACUCAUCGUUAACCAAGUACUCAGUGACUAUGAAGCUCGGGACCCUCGAAUGUUGAAAUACCAAGCCACGACAGCUGAGCUCAUCUCUCAGUUUCGCAAUUUUAGCAUCGAACAGAUCAACCGCGAGCACAACGCACACGCUGACGCACUUGCAGGCCUCGCGUCGGCAUCCACAGCCUCAGAAUUCAGAACCAUCAACUUCGGCAGCAUUAGCCGCCCGUCUUUUGAGCCCACUCCAGAGGUACUCAAUGUCGAACUCGGUCCUAGCUGGAUGGAUGAGAUCGUUGCGUUCCUAAAGCACGACACCCUACCCACAGAAAAGAAGGAGGCUUACCAACUUCACUCAGGCAGCUGCGGUUGCUACUCUGGCGGCCGCUCCCUUUGUCAACGUGCCAUGAGUCAAGGUUACUUCUGGAAGAACAUGAAGAAAGACUGCGAAGAAGUUGUCCGUAGAUGCCGACCGUGCCAACUCUUCGGCGUCCCAUACGCCAUUGUCUCUGACAACGGAACUCAGUUCGUCGGCAAGAACCUCACCAACCUUUGUGCCGAGUUUGGGAUACAUUUCUUCAACUCCACACCAGCCUACCCCCAGGGAAAUGGCCAGGCAGAGGCCACAAACAAAACCGUCUGCGCCAGCAUCAAGCGUCGGCUAAACUCCAAAAGAGGAAAAUGGGCUGAAGAAUUGCCACGCGUUCUAUGGGCCUACCGGUCUACACCAAGGCGUUCAACGGGCCAGACACCAUUUUCAAUGGCGUUCGGCAUGGAAGCCGUGAUCCCGUUGGAGUCCAAGUUUCCAACUCUCAGAACAGAAACAUUUUACCCCAAAACAAACGACGACGCUAUGGCACAAGAGCUGAUUUUGGCAGAAGAGAAGCGUGAUGACGCUCGCCUGCACCUCGCUGAAUACCAGCAGCAGGUGGCCAAGGGAUACAACCGCAGCGUGCGAGUCAAAAAGUUCAAGCCAGACGAUUUGGUGCUUACGUGCUGGAGGACAUGA
Messenger RNA from Rhododendron vialii, 2169 nucleotides. RefSeq lists its product as uncharacterized. The coding region runs from base 1 to 2169 and encodes 722 amino acids. Gene Ontology annotation, biological process: DNA integration. Gene Ontology annotation, molecular function: RNA-DNA hybrid ribonuclease activity; nucleic acid binding. The transcript has 5 exons. NCBI's taxonomy places the organism in Eukaryota, Viridiplantae, Streptophyta, Magnoliopsida, Ericales, Ericaceae. The record is from RefSeq and is a predicted model, not a curated record.